Fonsecaea erecta is the source of this 693-nucleotide messenger RNA. RefSeq lists its product as hypothetical. The record is from RefSeq and is a predicted model, not a curated record. Lineage: Eukaryota; Fungi; Ascomycota; Eurotiomycetes; Chaetothyriales; Herpotrichiellaceae. The transcript has 3 exons. Gene Ontology annotation, biological process: translational elongation. Gene Ontology annotation, molecular function: guanyl-nucleotide exchange factor activity; translation elongation factor activity. Gene Ontology annotation, cellular component: eukaryotic translation elongation factor 1 complex; cytosol. The coding region runs from base 1 to 693 and encodes 230 amino acids.
AUGGGUUUCACCGACUUUGUCUCCGAUAGUGGCCUCACACUCCUGAAUAACUGGCUCAAGACCCGUUCAUACAUCUCUGGCUUCCAACCUUCUCAAGCCGACGUUGUAAGCUUCAAGGCUCUGAAAGAGACUCCUCCCGUCGAACGCUACCCUUAUGCCUACCGCUGGUACAACCACAUCAAGUCGUACGAGGCCGACUUCUCCACACUGCCCGGCGACCCAUCCAAGCCUUUCACCACCUACGGCCCUGAGGCUGUUGCAGUAACCCACAACCCCAAGGACGCCCCUGAAAAGGCCGAGGAGGAUGACGACGAGGUUGAUCUCUUUGGCUCUGACGACGAAGAGGAGGACCCAGAAGUCGUGGCUGAGCGAGAGAAGAGGUUGGCAGACUACAAGAAAAAGAAGGAAGGCAAAGCCAAGCCCGCCGCAAAGUCAAUUGUCACACUGGACGUGAAACCCUGGGAUGACGAGACGGAUAUGGAUGAGCUCGUGAAGAACGUGUUGGCCAUCGAGAUGGACGGACUUGUGUGGGGUGCGCACAAGCUGGUCGCUGUCGGCUUUGGUAUCAAGAAGAUGCAAGUCAACUUGGUCGUCGAGGACGAGAAGGUGUCCUUGGACGAGCUGCAGCAGAAGAUUGAAGAAGACGAGGAUCACGUCCAGUCUACGGAUAUCGUGGCUAUGCAGAAGCUGUGA